This is a messenger RNA of Prorocentrum cordatum, 5655 nucleotides long. The record is from the annotation of a GenBank genome assembly. Lineage: Eukaryota; Dinophyceae; Prorocentrales; Prorocentraceae.
AUGCCCGCUGGCGCGACGCCGCCCCGCGGACCGGCGAAGCCGCCAGGGCCGCCGCCGGCGAAGCCGCCGGGCAUCCCGCCCCCUGCCGCCGCGGCCGCCUCGGCUGCCAGCGGCGUGGACCCCGCUGCCGCGACCACCCGGGUCCCCGGCAGCGAGGGCGACGAGGCAGCCUACGCCGAGGAGUGGGCUGGCUGGACGGGCGGAGGCUGGUGGCGCCAGGAGAGUUCAACCUGGGACGGGGGAAGAGGACUCGACGCUGGCCUGUCUCAGACGGCGCCAAGCUACGAGCUGCUGAAGACCGACGGCUACCGAGUUUUCAGACGAAAGCUAGAGGUCUUCGAGAGGUGCUGCCGCAAGCGCGGCACGACAGCCAUCAGCGAGGGAGCGUUUCUGGUCAUGAACUCGCUGCAAGGAGAGGGGGCCGAGGCUACGGGGGAGAUCGACCUGGACCUGCUGGAGACAGACGAGGCCUUCAGGCCGCUGUUCAAGGUCCUGGAUGAGUACUACAAGUACGACAACCAGACUGAGCUGCCAGCCCGGACGGAUCAGUUCUUCGGCAGGUUCGCCCGCCAGGAGAAGGAGUCCAUGAAGUUGUACUGCCUACGCCAUCAGCGCGACAUCAGGAAGCUGAGGGAAGUGGGCAUGGAGAUUCCUGAUAUGCUAGCGGGCUGGCACCUCCUCACGAGAGCGGCGAUCCCACCGUCAGGCGCCGCCCAAAUUCGAAGUCAAUGCGUAGACGGCCUCAGCUGGCAGAAGGUGAAGAAGGCUUUGCUCGACACGUACGGAGCCGAGGGUCUGCCCGACAAGCGCGACAUCAAACGAGUGGAGAAGAUGCUGCUCGGGCAGAAUACCAAGGACGACGCUCACUACACGAGCGAUUACGAGUGGAGAGAGGAGCUGCCGCAGGAUGUUGGGGGCGCUCAGCUCGCGUGCGACGAGGCCUACCUAAGUGCAAAGAAGCGCGUGGCUGAGAUCGCGAAGUCCAGAGGCUCGACGCAGCAGCACGGCCAGAGGUUCAAGAGGUUCCGCCACGGCGGGUUCACCAGGCCGGAGACCGAGUCAGGCAACAUGGUCGAGGACGUCGAGACGUUGGAGUGCGCGAACUCGACCGAGGAGGUGUUCCUGCUGACAGUCGGCAAGGGCAUCAGCGACGGAGGCGCUACGCGGCCCGUCAUGGGCGACAAGGUCUGGGCGCAGUGGGAGGAGCUGCUGCGCGUGAAGCAGUUGCUGCACGAGGUCAAGUAUGAGAAGAGUGAUCGACGGUUCAGGUUCGGAGACGGUAAGACCCUGGAGGCAAAGAAGGCAGUGACGUUGUCGGUAUGGCCGUUCGGAAUUAAGAAGCAAGUCGCCAUCCACCUCGUCGAGGGGUGGACGCCGCUGCUCAUCGCCAGGCCCUGCAUGGAAGAGCGGGGUCUCAUUCAGGACUAUCGAGCAGGCACGUUCAUGAUGAAGGACCUUCCCGACAAAGGUUGGAUGAAGUCCGAGCGAGAUGAGAAAGGCCACUUCAUCAUCGAUUUGUUGGGCAGCGCCGGGAAGGAAGCAGACGACGCCAUGAACGAGGGCGCUCCCACGGACGGCGAGGAGAGCAGCGACGACUCGACGGACAAGGACUCAGAGGGGAGCUCGGCGAAGGGAGAGACUGACGACCGCAGCGACUCGUCGGUGCCCGACGCCGAUGCCUACUACCUCGAGACCGUCCCGGAGUUCUACGACAUCGGUAGCGACGACGAGGCGCUGACAACCGAGGGGUUCUCAGACAUGGACGCGGACACCUACUCAGACCUGAUCUUGGCCCUGGAGCAAGCGGAGACCGACAUGAAGGAUACGCUCAGAGGACCCCGCGAACGCGUGGUCUGGGAGGUCUUCGUGGACCAAGGGGCUUUGUCGGAGGAGCUGCUGGAGUUCCCGCAGGUCAAGGUGAUCCAGUUCAGGCUGGGCGCCAAGUUCGAGAUCAAGGGUAAGUUCAUGCCGUACCAGAAGCCCACGCGACUCCAGUCCACGAACAAAGAGUUUGCUCACCACAUGAACGUGAAAUGCAGCUGUACCGAGGAGCACGUGGUCUUACGCGGCAAGCUUGCCCAGCAGGCUCAGAACUACCCGAGACCGAUGGCGCGAAGGAUGGCCUACUUGAUCGCCUAUCAGGGCAUGGCCGACGACAUUAAGGAUAUCAACACCGCCGAGGAGGUCUCCAAGGACAUCGACGCCAUCGAGUACACCGACGUGAUGCAGGAGCUGAUGAAGCGUUUCAACGUGUCGACGAUCAGGGCGGUCAAGCGCGCUCACAUCAGCCUGGGCCACCCGUCCAACACGGCGCUGGCGACCGCCGUGAAGCACGCGAAGGCCCCGGCCGAGUGGCUUCAGUGUGCCAAGCUCCUCCAGUGUGAAGUCUGCCCGAGCGGGCAACGACCUCGAGCAGUGCGCGUAGCUGUACUGACGAAGGCUAAACGGUUCAACGAGGUCGUGAACAACGACGUCUACUACGUCACCUGGAAGAACAAGGAGCGAAAGAUCUCGGCCAUGAUGGAUGAGUUCACGCGCUACGAGGUGGAUUACCCGAUCGCGAAGGAGACUUUCAAGAAGGAGGUGAAGCUGUUUCAGAAAUUGUGGCUCAGCUGGGCUGGCAAGCCCGACGCCAUGAGGAUGGACAUGGCAGGCUCGCACACGUCAAGGAAGAUGCACCAGUGGACGAGCAAGCACAACAUCACACUCGACCUGAUCCCGAAGGGCGCGCGCCACAAACCCGGACUCAUGGAGCGCAACCAUGCGGUCAGGAGGGAGCAGCUCAGCAAGUACCACCUGCAGUUCCCCGGCGACUCGCUCAAGACCGCGCUCAGGAUGACCGCCAGCCAGCGGAACAUCUUACGCAACGUGCACGGAUAUUCGCCCGCGACGCUGGUGCUGGGCACACAGCCCAAGGUGCCUGGCGCGUUGUGCGUCGAGGACUUCGGCCUGGCGGAGCAGGCCGCGCUGGUCGAUCCCAAGAGCGAGGUGCACGAGAUGAUGGUCAGGCGCGCUGCGGCGGGGACGGCUUUCAUCGAGGCCAACUGCUCUCGUGCCGUGCGAGCUGCGCUGUUGGCGCGCAGCUGGCCGACACGCCGCGAGUGCCAGAUCGGCGAGUGGGUCUACUUCUGGCGACCCGAGAUGUCGACGGGCCUGGAGAAGUGCCACUGGCAUGGCCUGGCGCUGGUGGUGGCGGUGGAGUCGAAGGUCAACGAGGACGACGUGAUGCACACGUCCGUGGCGUGGGUCACGCACGGGCGCACGAUCUACCGCUGCACGGUGGAGCAGCUCCGUCCCGAGCUGUCCAGUGAGACCCGAGAGCGAGAAGGACGACGCGAGGAUCCCGACAGCCUACUCAGCACCAUCGAGAAGCUGAGGAGGGCGCUCAGGCGGACCAAGGGCACCUGCAGCUUCAGUGACCUCGCCGAGGGGGGCCAGCGGCCCCAGUACGACGACACCCUGGACGACAUGGGCGCGCAGCAGCCCGGCGCCCAGGGACACCGCGAUGGAGAUCCUGUUGUCCACAUCGAGGCGAUGGCCAAGAGGAGCAUCGAGGAGGCCGAGAAGCUGGACGGCAUCCCCUUGGCAAAACGCGCCCGCAUGUCGUGGGCCAGGCUCGCGCCGCAGCAGGAGCGGGAGCAGUUCUACGCAGCCAAGCUGGAGGCCCUCGAGGUGUUCAACAAGAACGACGGCUGGGAACCCAUCGACGAAGCGGAGGUGGACCCAGCGGCGCGUUGCCCGUUACGCUUCCUGCUGAAAUGGAAGGUGAAGGACGGGCAGCGAGUGGCCAACGCGCGAGUGCUUUACCAGGGUUUCAAGCACCGCGACGUGGCCGAGGGCCAGCUUGACAAGGAGGCGCCCACUUUGAGCAGGCUUGGCCGACACACGGUCAUGCUGUGGGCCGCCUUGAGGAAGUGGAGGCUGUUCGCUGCGGAUGUGAAGUCCGCAUUCCUGCAGGCCGAGGACGUCAGUGCCCACGGCAUCAAGCUGUACGCGAGCCCGACGAAGGAGAUGAGGGACAUGCUUGUACACCAGAUCGGCCUGCAGCCAGGACAGUUGCUCAAGAUGAUCAAGCCUUGCUUUGGGGACCCGCGGUCGCCCAAGCUCUGGCACCACCGCUCCGACGCAGUCACGAGGGAGAUCGGGUUCAGGAACCACUGGCUCGAGGAGUGCUUGCUGCUGUCCUUGCGGGCCGCGCGACCCUCGGACGACCCGCUCGACGUGUGCAGUUUCGACGGCCAGACGUUCGUGGUGGACGGGCUGAUCGGCAAGCACGUGGACGACUUCAUCGGAUGCGGCGAGAACGUGAGUUGCGAGGAUGACCUGCACGCCAAGCUGGACGACACCGAGUGCUUCCAGGCGCGGCUGGGCAUGCUCAACGAGAAGUUCAAGUUCGGCAAGUGGGAGUUCGGGCCAAGCCUAGUCUUCACCGGCGGCGAGGUUGAGCAGUCCCUGAGCACCCACGCGAUCACCAUCAAGUUCGAGAAGUACCUGCACGCGGUGAAACCCAUCACCGUGGAGAAGCACCGGCGGGCAGAUCCCACCAGUGCGCUGUCGCCGAAGGAGCUCACCAAUUUCAGGACCCUGGACGGCCAGCUGCAGUGGCCGGCAGCCCAGGGGGUUAUCAUCGCGGCGGCGACCGUAUCGUUCAGAGCCGCAGCGACUGGACAUGCGACGAUGCAGGACUUGCUGGACGCGAACAAAAAAAAUACGGCUCCUGAAGGAGGCUAUCAGAUCUUCGUCGGACCCGAGGACGAGCUCAACGCCGGCACCCCGACACCGUUCGUGGCCAUGGAGUGGGCCUCGAAGAACCUGGCGCGGUUGUGCAGGAGCUCGCUGUCCGCCGAGGCACAAGCCGCGGCGAUGGGAGCCGACUCGCUGAUGUGGUUGAAGGCCUUCUUGGCCCUGAGUCUGAGGCCCGACCUCGGACAUGGCGCCGCCAUGACAUACCUCGGAGAGUCGCCGUUCAUCACGGACGCGAAGUGCCUCUACGACGCCUCGCGGUCAGCUACGGCGGGGUUGGGCAUCACAGAAAAGAGGACGGCCAUCGAGGUGAAGAUCGUGAACGAGCAGCUGGCAGAGAUGAUGGCGGAUGUGUUACGCCGUGGAGUUCAUGCCUUGCUAUACGACCCCGACUUCGUGGCCGGCAAGAAACUCACCAAGCGCGCGAUGGAGCAACGCGAGAAGGAGCUGGACCAGGCAGGAGAAGAGUUGCUCGGCACUUUCGAGAAAGAGCCCGUGGCGAAGGUGGUACAGUAUACGCCCAGCGGCGUCGAGCUGUUCCACCCACCGACCAACGACGGCUGGGACAACCUGCUGGUGAGGCUGGCCAUGUUCGGAUUCAUGAUGGCGAUGCUCAUGGCUUUUGGCUGUGGAUUCUGGGUCGGCACCUGGUGGACGCGCUGGACUACGACGGGCGCUGAGCAGAAGAGCAUCAGGCCGCGUGAGCCUGAGACCGAGCCGAACCCCAAUAAGACGGAGAAGCACUACGUCGAGGGGACCGAGAGGAUGACGACAGGUGUGAACACCAAGCAGCCACGCCAAAAGAAGGUGCGCCACAUGAUGUGCCAGGCGCAAUGCCGCUACAACCAGGACACGCAGACGCCGAGGUUCCAGCCGCUGCCCGAGUACGCGCACGGAGCUUUCAUCGGAUAG